AUGCAGAGUUGUAUCCCCCAACUUCAGUUCCCCAAUUUCUGGAAUUUCCUUAGUGAUAUGGACAAGUACCAUUAUAACUGUCUACGAAUGUCAAUCUCAUCUCAGUACUCAAAGAACAUUAGAAAUAAAAGAGUUGAAAACUUUACAGAGAUUAUCGACAUAAUUAAGCGAUAUUGCAUUAGAGGACAACCAGAUGAUUGGAGGCGUUGUCUUGUUUGUGGUGUAGCAUGGCUUCAUGAAGGCAUUGCUAUUAAUACAAGACAACUCAGAUUAUUAAUCUUCAAAUGCAAGUCGUCAAUCAACGGAUCCCUCCAUAAAAUGGGAUUUACCGUCAAUAUUGGCCGUACAGAGGCAGCAAAUGCCCUUGUAAUGGCAAUUCCAAUAUUAAAAGACAAUACAAACGAACUCAGACAAUGGACAGUUAGACAGACAGGAAAUACUUGUUUCUCGCCAAUUUCUCCACCAAGCUUAAAUCAUUCAAAGCCUCAAAUCAACUCUGCUCUUUCAAUUGAGUGCCCCAGAGACCCACUCCCUGUUCCAGAAAUAAACACAGUUAGCACAAAGGUCAUCGAUCUUCCGCAAGAACCGAUGGAUAUCGAACCUCCACUCGUUCCUAGUAUAAUUGAUUCCUAUCCAAAUGACAUUAUGUCAUACUCUACAGAUCUUUGGUAA
Trichomonas vaginalis G3 is the source of this 672-nucleotide messenger RNA. Its product is annotated as transcription-initiator DNA-binding domain ibd family. The record is from RefSeq and is a predicted model, not a curated record. The transcript has a single exon. NCBI's taxonomy places the organism in Eukaryota, Parabasalia, Trichomonadida, Trichomonadidae. Bases 1 to 672 code for a protein of 223 amino acids.